Messenger RNA from Chanos chanos (milkfish), 747 nucleotides. RefSeq names its product trypsin-3. Gene Ontology annotation, biological process: proteolysis. The coding region runs from base 1 to 747 and encodes 248 amino acids. Gene Ontology annotation, molecular function: serine-type endopeptidase activity. Lineage: Eukaryota; Metazoa; Chordata; Actinopteri; Gonorynchiformes; Chanidae. The transcript is spliced from 5 exons. The record is from RefSeq and is a predicted model, not a curated record.
AUGAAGGCAUUGAUUCUCCUGGCUCUCUUUGCUGUGGCAUAUGCUGCACCUCUUGAGGAGGAUGACAAGAUCGUUGGAGGGUAUGAGUGCAGGAAGAAUGCUUUGCCCUACCAGGUGUCCCUGAACUCUGGAUACCACUUCUGUGGUGGCUCCCUGAUCAGCGACCUGUGGGUGGUCUCUGCGGCUCACUGCUACAAGUCUCGCGUUCAGUUGCGUCUGGGUGAACACAACAUCGCUACCAAUGAGGGCACCGAGCAGUUCAUCAAUUCUGCCAAGGUCAUCAAACAUCCCAGAUACAACAGCCGUAACCUGGACAACGACAUCAUGUUGAUUAAGCUGAGCCGUUCCGCCUCCCUCAACAGCUACGUGCGCACUGUGGCCCUGCCCACCAGCUGUGCCGGUGCUGGUACUCGUUGCCUUGUCUCUGGAUGGGGCAACACAAGCGGAAGUGGAAGUGAGUACAACUACCCUGACCGUCUGAGGUGCCUGGAUGUCCCCAUCCUCAGUGACAGCACCUGCAGAAGUGCAUACCCUGGUCAGAUCACCUCCAACAUGUUCUGCGCUGGCUUCAUGGAGGGAGGCAAGGACUCUUGCCAGGGUGACUCCGGUGGUCCUGUCGUCUGCAACGGUGAGCUGCAGGGUGUUGUGUCCUGGGGUUAUGGUUGUGCUUUGAGAAACAAGCCUGGUGUCUAUGCCAAGGUCUGCAACUACAACUCCUGGAUCAGGAGCACCAUGAGCUCCUACUAG